Molecule: messenger RNA, 2286 nt
Organism: Aspergillus wentii DTO 134E9
Lineage: Eukaryota; Fungi; Ascomycota; Eurotiomycetes; Eurotiales; Aspergillaceae
Product: exosome nuclease subunit RRP6
Exons: 1
Coding region: 1-2286 (761 amino acids)
Biological process (GO): nuclear polyadenylation-dependent snRNA catabolic process; nuclear polyadenylation-dependent antisense transcript catabolic process; poly(A)-dependent snoRNA 3'-end processing
Cellular component (GO): nucleolus; nuclear exosome (RNase complex)
Molecular function (GO): nucleotide binding; nucleic acid binding; 3'-5'-RNA exonuclease activity
Source: RefSeq, a predicted model, not a curated record
AUGGAUUCCCCAGCGGAUUUCCCCCCGUUCCAAGAACGGUUGACAUCUACCCUUGUGCAGAUGACGCGCACUGUCGGACAGCUCUCUGCUGAAGAUCUCAACUUUCACCGAUCGUCGAGUGCAGACGUUACCGACUCCCUUGAUGAGCAGAGUGGAAGGCUGCUAUCCUUGACCUCCUCGAUUCUCAAAGCUGCAACGGCCGGAACAGAUUUGUCAGCUCCGGCUCUGCAUGAUGAAGACUCCGUCGAAGACAAUUGGCGCGGGGUGGUGGAUGUGAUUGAUGCGCUUUUGGAAAGGGCAGAUGCGUGUCUGGACGAGUUUACCGGUGUGAUCAAGAAAUUGAGUCCGUCCCAGGAGCAGAAUGCGAAGCCUGCGAAAAAGGCACCCGCCUCGAAAUUCCCCUCCAUUUACGACUAUGGCCCGUCCAAGAUUCCCAAGCCCCAGCUGCAAUUCGAACGUCUUGUCGAUAAUGCCAAUGUUUCGUCAUUUCAGCCUUUGCUUAGAACUAAGCCACAUGCGAUUGUUCCACUGGAGGAUGCAGUGAAACCAGCCGACCAAGCGCACGGUUCUAGAAACCCUUACGAGACUGAAAUUCGCGCCGCCAAGUACCCCCAAUCUACUUACACUGCUUCUCCCCCGAUUGACUACCAUCCGUUUGAAUCGACGACUGCGACAUUUGUGGAUACUUUGGAAGGACUGAAGGAGAUGCUGGGUGAACUCAAGUCUGCGAACGAAAUCGCCAUUGAUUUGGAACACCACGAUGUGCAUUCGUACCAUGGUCUUGUGUCUUUGAUGCAGAUCAGCACUCGUGACAAGGAUUGGGUUGUGGACACACUUAAGCCAUGGAGAGAAGAGCUUCAGAUGCUCAAUGAGGUCUUUACUGAUCCGAAGAUCCUUAAGGUCUUGCACGGAUCGUCUAUGGAUAUCAUUUGGUUGCAGCGCGAUCUGGGUCUGUACGUUGUGGGAAUGUUCGACACUUACCACGCGGCGUGCGCUUUGAACUACCCGAAACGCAGUUUGAAAUUCCUUCUUCAAAAGUUCGUCAAUUUCGAAGCCGAUAAGCGAUACCAGAUGGCCGACUGGCGAGUUCGACCCCUCCCGUCUGGCAUGUUCGACUACGCUCGCUCGGAUACCCACUACCUCCUCUAUGUUUUCGACCACUUGCGCAAUGAGCUCGUUGAGAACUCCCUUCCCGAUCAUAAUCUCGUCGAUUACGUUCUCGAGCAAUCAAAAAACGAAGCUUUGCAGCGUUACGAACGGCCCGUCUAUGAUGCCGCCACCGGACAAGGAGCCGGUGGCUGGUAUGACUAUCUCUGUCGCAACCCGGCAGCUUUCAGCAAGGAGCAAUUUGCUGUCUUUAGGGCGGUUCAUCAAUGGCGCGACGAGGUUGCGCGAGCUGAAGAUGAGGGUGUGCAGUGUGUUUUCCCGAAGCAUAUCCUGUUUAAGCUUGCCCAUACCAUGCCGCUUGAUCAGGGAACCCUGUUCCGGACACUGUCGCCCGUGACACCGAUCACCAAGGACAGAGCAUCGGACCUUUUGGAAGUCAUUAAGAAUGCGAAGAUCGAGGGCGCCACAGGACCAGAAUGGCGGGACUUUGCCAGGCCAUCCAAGACAACCCAGGCGGCACCCGAGCAAGAGCCGUUGACUCCUCCAGUCCAGGAAGAUGAUCUCCCUACUACUUCCCGCUUUGAGAUUUCUCAAUUCUGGGGUGAUGUUCUUGGCCCUCAGGAGGCACUGACUCCUCCCGAGUACUCGAUCGUUGCAUCGGCCGAAGCUCUUCGACUUUCCCUUCCCUUGCCGCCCAUGCCCAAGACAGUAUCAGAGGCGCGCGAAAAACUCGGUGCCUCUGCCCCCGCUAAGCCUCCGUCUCCAAAGCCUGCCGCCGCUGCCCCAGCACCCGAAGAAAAGAAGAUAUUCACUGUGAAGGAGAUGGGUGGUCCUCGUAAACGAAAGGCCCUUCCGACUGAGGCUGCCAAGGCACCGUCUCCCGAAGCCGACGAUCUCAGCAACGACAUUGUUGCGAUUGAAGAUACAGAGAAGCCUUCCAAGAAGCAACGCCAGAAAAACAAGAAGAACAAGGCGUUGCAGGCUGAGAAGGAGAGUCAAGAGGCAGCGCCUUUCGAUUACGAUGCAGCAGAUUCCGUGCUUCACGCCAAGCCGGCGCAGGAUACCAGAACCAACCCAUCGAAACGACCAUUCAACCCGUAUGCAAAGGCACUCGAGGCACCGUCCGGUGUGCGCAAGCAGAAGAAAGAGAUGCCCGGAAAGACAUUUACAUUCAGGUAG